UUUCAUAUAAAAUCGAAUCAUUGACUUUCUCAAAGUCUCUAUUAGCUCUUAGCAAACAAAUACAUCAUCAAACGCAUUCAGAGUUUCAGACACGAGGGGGGGUAAAAAAGCAGAACAAAUGAAUCCAUUGGGUGCUCUUAAGAUCACCGUGAAGAGAGGCAUUGAUCUCAUCGUUUGCGACGCAUUUAGUAGCGACCCUUAUGCUGUUGUUACCUCCGGUUCGCAGAAAUUAAAGACCCGAGUGAUAAAAAAUAAUUGCAAUCCCGAAUGGAAUGAUGUUCUAACUCUUUCAGUUAUUGAUCCACAUAUGCCGAUCAAACUAACUGUGUUUGACAAAGAUACAUUUACAAAACAUGAUAAAAUGGGUGAUGCCAUGAUUGAUAUCAGCCCAUAUAUAGAGUCUAUGCAAAUGGGACUAGAAGACCUCCCCAUUGGAACUGCUGUAAAAAAGGUGCAACCCGAUGAGAAGAAUUGCUUAGCAGAUGAAAGUAAGGUUAUUUGGAAUGGUAAAGGCAAAAUGGUUCAGGAGAUGACUCUAAAGUUGCAAAAUGUGGAGAGUGGAAAAGUGCAGAUCAAGAUUGAGUGGCUUGAUCUUCCAGGUUGCAGAGGACUACGAUCUUGAUUUAUAUAUAGUUCUAUAUUUUAUCCUAAGUGUGAUGAUAGUUCUGAAGAAAUCUUCGUAUCUUUGCAUUUGUGCAUGUUGGUGUCGAUGUUCGUCUCUUCAUUUUCAAACCACCUAAAGUUAGGUGCUCCCUCUCACAUAUAUUACACAUUUUGUAUUUUGCUUAUUUGACAAAAGUAUCUGACAAAUAUGUCAAAGAAUGUACCUCGGAGCACAUAAUUCUACUCUUCUACAUGCUCCUAGGAACCCCUAAGAAAAUUUGCAGUUUUAUAAUGUUCUACUUACUAAUGUACUAUAACUACUAUUUAUGUAAGCUUGUUUUGUAAAA
Messenger RNA from Beta vulgaris subsp. vulgaris (sugar beet), 950 nucleotides. Its product is annotated as protein C2-DOMAIN ABA-RELATED 7. The transcript is spliced from 3 exons. Bases 119 to 622 code for a protein of 167 amino acids. Lineage: Eukaryota; Viridiplantae; Streptophyta; Magnoliopsida; Caryophyllales; Amaranthaceae. The record is from RefSeq and is a predicted model, not a curated record.